GUGUAACCACCGUUAACAUUAAUUUAGCAACUUGUACUCCAGCUCACGUGGCGGACUUCGGUUCCUAAUCUUGGUUUCAGCUCCAAUACUGCUUUCGCGAAAGUUCUUUCUUCGCUGUGUAUCACCAUCUAUGGAGGACUGAGAGAAAGGCAACAACUUGUCACAGGCACAUCGUGAUUCGGUUAGACACUCAACGCCAGAUCCAGCUCGAUGCGUCCAUAUCUCUGGCCGCGCUUCAACUCCAUGUAACCGAAAUUGUUUUACGGUCACAUGACGCCUGGCGGCCUAAUGUUUGUUUAGGACUACUGUAUCAUAUGUCACACGUGAUAUAUGAUCUAUACACUGCAAGCGUGGUCUGUCAAUGCAAACAUGCGUUUGGACCUGAAGCUUCUCGCCAAAGUUUGAUGGAUUCUCUGUCGUCUACGCAGCGGGGGAUCGCUGCAUACGAGAGACUUUCGGGAGUUGUGAUUCUUGCAUGCAAUCGACGAUGGAAGCUUCCGUCGGCGUUCGAGUGUUGAAAAAAAGAAAGAGUGAGGCUGUUCGUGCAUCGGAGGAAGAAGAAAGGGAUUCUCCAACGCUGAAGACAAAGUCCAUAGCUAGUAGGCGUGAUCGCGAUUCAAAAGACAAAGUUAUCUAUAACUCAGGGAAAUGGUGUAUUGCGUGAUGUACUUAUAAUAAGCAUGCAAUUUACCAUCUCCCUUCUGACUAUAUAAUUGUUCAACAACAGCCCCACUUCUUUCUUUACAGAACUCCAGUAUAUGUUCACUUUUCUCCCUAAACUGUUUCACAUUGUUCGCCUCUUCGACAUCCCCUCGCCUGUUGCAGCUAUAGUCUGCAAGAAUCGUAACUUUGUCUUUUGCUCAUUCUAGCUAUGGACUUCGUCUUGGGCGGUGGAGAAUCAAUUUCUUUUUUAUAGAAAUAGACUCACUCAUUCUUUUUAUCGACACUGGACCGCGGACGGAUUCUUCCAUUUUCCAUUGCUCCAUGCAUGCCAUGAAGGCAUGCUCCAACCAUGCAAUUUGCAUUCAGCUGAAAGUGGUGAAGGAAAAGCCAACAGGUCAUCUUCUCGCGAACGACUUUCUCCAUCUUCAAGAGAUGAAGAUGAAAUGGACGAUGACAAUGCUGACUACGAAGUUCGCAGGAGUUGUGAUACGUCGGAGGAAGCUGCUCAGCGUGUCUAUGACAAGAAUAAGCCUGAAGCUGGCAAACAUUCAAAAAAGUACGAACAUACAGGGAAAGGGAAACAAAAACUAGAAACAAACUCUGGCAAGGGUAAAAGACCUCCAGUUUUUAGAGUGGAUGAAACAUACACAACCAUUUCUGACGUGGAGAAAGUGAACUUCAAGAAGAAGCUCGGUGAAAUGCAUAAGACUUCUACAAAAGUGGCAUCGACAGCAGAGAUUGGUUUCGAUAAUGAUCUGGAAAGGCCUGAACGUUGGAGACCAAAGAAGCAGGCGGCUUCUGGUAUGAAUAAAAUAUUUUUCUGGAGAGCAUAUUAACGAUAGACUGAAACCUAAAUGGGUCUACAUAUAUCCAUCAUCGAAGAAAGUUGGACGUACGGCUGCAGCAAAAGACGGAAGAACAAAAUUACCAGACCCAUUUAGGAGCAUCUUGAUAUAAAGGCCAGAAAGGCAAUCACAUCACACCGACUCCAGGUUAAUCAAUCCACAUGCAGCAACAAGGAGAAAGCCGAUGCAGAGAAAAAAACUGUGAACCAUAUGCAAGCCAAGAAGACGGGAAGAAAAAAAAACAAGCUGAAUCCGUGGAUCAAAAUCUUGAAUCGAGCAAUUGGCAGGAAAGCUAUAGCCACAGUGAUAGCAUGAUAGAAGGCAUUUUAUAUGUUGUUAAUGCAAGACUAUCAUGAGGAGGCUGUUGGAUUACACUUCGCAAUGUAUGACAAUAGCAGUCAACCUUUACUGACAUUUGGGAUUGACAAAUAAGGUUGAUGCACGGGCCAGUAAUACUAUUCAUCUGAUCUGAUACAGUUCGGUUUUUAAUAAGGAAGAUGGCAACCAAAAUAUAUGGCAGUGGGACAUAGUAUGUAAUAUAACAGUCCCAGUGUCAAAACAUGUCACACUUUUCCAGAGAUAGCUCAGCAACUCAUGACUGCAUACGUACAUCAUUGAUUUUAGAUAGCAGUGUUGUUUCUUUCGAUUGAAGAUACCAAUGUGGCCUCUGCCUUGGUUGGUGGCCGUUUGAUGGAAUAUCAGGUAGCUUGCUGCAACGAG
Molecule: messenger RNA, 2228 nt
Organism: Marchantia polymorpha subsp. ruderalis
Lineage: Eukaryota; Viridiplantae; Streptophyta; Marchantiopsida; Marchantiales; Marchantiaceae
Source: the annotation of a GenBank genome assembly